CGAAAUGGUUGUAAACAAAAUUAUAUUUUGAUCAUAUUUGGUGUCAUUCUUCAGAAGGAACGAUUAAAUUAAUUACAUGGAAUACGUUGGUACUUGGAAUUUAUUACCAAGUCCAGCCUUAUUGAGGAUAUUCUCGUAUUUAUGUGAUAAAGAUUUAUUAAAUGCUGGCAGAGUAUGUACUAAUUGGUUGAAUGUUUCAAAAUGUGAUAUAUUAUGGAGAUAUCUUUUCUAUCGUAAGUGGAAUGUGGUAAAACAGAUUUUACCCAAUAGUAAAAGCUGGUUAUCGGAGUAUAAACGUUUAACCUAUUGCACGCCUGUCGUAGAAACAGAGAUUUUGACAUUGCAUACUGAUCAAGUGUUGCAUGUUAAUUUUUCACAUGAUGGGAAGUUAUUUGCAAGCAGCUCUAAGGAUGGUUAUAUUAAGGUUUGGAAUUCUUCGUAUCCAUGUACAGUUCGUUAUAGCUUUGAUAUGAGAGUUUACAGUUGGGAUUAUACACAGUUUUCUCAAUUCAAUGAAUCAGAUACACUAUUACUAGUCUCUGGUGUUCAUUUUGGAAUGCAUACUGCUUCAGGAGAAAUUGCUGUUUUUAAUAUACAAGAGGAUUUUAGUCUUCAGUGCAGAGUUCUUAAUAAACCGUAUAAUGUGUUUGGUACAUGGUAUACUGAAACUUACCUGUUGUCAGGCCAUUUACAUUUUCUGGGUUCUUCAGUUUCUUGUUCAGUAUUGUGGCUAAAUAAAGCAUCUCAAGAAACAGAAUCAGAAAAGAAGCCAGUUGUUAAACAGUUAUUUAAGUUUUAUAAUAAAAAUGCAAGCUCUCUUCGAUCUAUUAUGGUUGCAAAUAGUCUUCUACCUUCAGAAGAAGGAAAUUCUAACAUACAAGAUGAUACAGAUAAUGAAAAAUGUAACAGUUCAGUUGAAAUACCAUUGUCUACCUCAUCUAAUGUUAUUACAUCAAAUCAUACAAGAGAUCAUAAUGAUGAUGAAAUAUGUCACUAUAGUUUGGAAGAUAAUUCUGAUAGUGGUAAUGAAAUGGAAGAUAAUUGUAGUCACACUUGCUUCGAAACAAAUGAUAAAAGCGAAAGGAUUGACUCUGUAACAUGUAAUUGCAGUUUGGAAGAUAGUCAUGAAAGUGAUAAUGAUAUGGAAGAUAAUUGCAAUAAUACAUGUAUUGAAACUAUUUUAGAUGAUAGAGAGAAAUUAUUGAUUUUUACUAUGGGAUCACUUACCUAUAUACCACAUCAAAUUGGUAUUAAAAAAAUAAAACCUUUUACAUUUGUUGAGAGAAUAGCAACAACACCAUCGUUAUCACAACGUUUAGCAGAACAUCAAGAAAGACUUCAGUUCCCAGAGCCUUCUCCUGAUUGGAAUGACGAAAAAAGUGUUAAUCAUUUAUUUGAUCAAGUAGACGUUGUGAUAGAAAUUCAUGGUCAUAUAAUUGGCAUGGGGCUAUCACCUGAUCACAGAUACUUACAUGUUAAUAGUAGAGCAUGGCCGAAAAACUAUAUAAUUGAAGAUCCAUUACAACCACCCCCUAUUGCUCAAGAAAUUGAAAUAAGAGUAAUUGAUUUAAUGACUUUUCAAGAGCAGGAAAUGACUUAUCAUUCACAUAGAGCAUACACUUCCGAAGAAGAAAUUUUCUUUAUAUUUUUGGAUGUUUGCAAACAAUACAUUGCAAGUGGUGCCGAAGAUAAACAUGCAUACUUAUGGGACAGAUAUUAUGGAAUGUGUAUUGGUAAACUACCACAUUUAGGAGUAGUGAACUCUGUUGCAUUUAAUCCUCAGAAUCCAGAAAUGCUAGUAACUGCCAGUGAUGAUUUCACUCUUAAAGUAUGGCGAUCAAAGAAUCAAAUAAACAAACUUGGAAUAAGCUGCUUCCUUGAUAGAUGAAAAUAAAUAAUAUGUAUACAUAU
Centruroides sculpturatus (bark scorpion) is the source of this 1911-nucleotide messenger RNA. It is a transcript of the gene Fbw5, whose product is annotated as F-box/WD repeat-containing protein 5-like. The transcript has 7 exons. Lineage: Eukaryota; Metazoa; Arthropoda; Arachnida; Scorpiones; Buthidae. The record is from RefSeq and is a predicted model, not a curated record. Gene Ontology annotation, molecular function: protein binding. Gene Ontology annotation, biological process: protein ubiquitination. Bases 77 to 1888 code for a protein of 603 amino acids. Gene Ontology annotation, cellular component: SCF ubiquitin ligase complex; Cul4-RING E3 ubiquitin ligase complex.